UGUGGGACCCGGAUGAGAGCGUGGUUAUAUAAGCGUUCCUCAGCCUGCACGCCUUUCUUUUCGAGGAAGAGGCGGUCGCGGGUGCAGUGGAGCUCUGUUGUGCCGGCUUCUGCUCCUGACUCACCGCUGUUCGCUCUCGGCGAGGAACAAGUCGGUCAGGAAGCCGCGCCGCAGCCAUGGCUUUUAAAGACACCGGAAAAACACCCGUGGAGCCGGAGGUGGCGAUUCACCGAAUAAGAAUUACCCUCACCAGCCGCAACGUAAAGUCUUUAGAGAAGGUGUGUGCUGACUUGAUCAGAGGCGCAAAGGAAAAGAACCUCAAAGUGAAAGGACCAGUUCGGAUGCCAACCAAGACUUUGAGAAUCACUACAAGAAAAACUCCUUGUGGUGAAGGUUCUAAGACUUGGGACCGCUUCCAGAUGAGAAUCCACAAGCGACUCAUUGACUUGCAUAGUCCUUCUGAGAUUGUUAAGCAGAUUACUUCUAUCAGUAUUGAGCCAGGAGUGGAGGUUGAAGUCACUAUUGCAGAUGCUUGAGUCAACUGUUUUAAUAAAUUGAUUACCAGUUGUUAA
This is a messenger RNA of Lemur catta (Ring-tailed lemur), 572 nucleotides long. RefSeq names its product ribosomal protein S20 (gene RPS20). Gene Ontology annotation, biological process: translation. Gene Ontology annotation, cellular component: cytosolic small ribosomal subunit; ribosome. The coding region runs from base 177 to 536 and encodes 119 amino acids. Gene Ontology annotation, molecular function: RNA binding; structural constituent of ribosome. The record is from RefSeq and is a predicted model, not a curated record. Lineage: Eukaryota; Metazoa; Chordata; Mammalia; Primates; Lemuridae. The transcript has 4 exons.